Messenger RNA from Diachasmimorpha longicaudata, 3708 nucleotides. It is a transcript of the gene metro, whose product is annotated as MAGUK p55 subfamily member 7. The record is from RefSeq and is a predicted model, not a curated record. Gene Ontology annotation, molecular function: protein binding. Gene Ontology annotation, cellular component: cell-cell junction; plasma membrane. The transcript is spliced from 11 exons. Bases 267 to 2072 code for a protein of 601 amino acids. Lineage: Eukaryota; Metazoa; Arthropoda; Insecta; Hymenoptera; Braconidae.
CUACUUUGCCACUCCACCUUGUGUCGAGUGUCAAAUGCUUACGUAAUGUAAAAUUAUUUUCUGGUGCGAUACGUCUAGACGAGAAGUGCAACUCAAAACGAUAUUGUCAACUGCAUUCAGUUUUGCCAAGUAGUUGACGCUCUCUGGGAAUUUAAAAAAAAAAUACUGUGCUUUUCAAGGGGAGUAGCUCGAGAACGGCGUCUCAAAUUAUGAUAUUUCACCACUGACUUCCAUCGACCCGGCCAUUGUGACUCGCCCCGGGGAGUAUGACAGCAGCGGUCAUGGAAAAUAUUUCCUGGGAUCCUGCUCUUUCAAAACUUCUGAACUCCCUCGAAGAGCAUAAGAAUGACAUACCAAGCUGCACAGACGAGGAGUUCGGCUUUCUCAAUGAUUUAUUGCGAUCCAAGGAGCUCAAUGCUCUUGUCAACGUGCACAACAAGAUUUUGGCUAAUGUUCAGGAUGAAAAAUUCGCCCCUGUGCUGUCCAACUCGAUGGACAUCGAUGUCGAAGUCCUAGACAUGCUCUCGACGAAGACCCACGUCUCCGAAGAGUGCAAGGAAUUAUUUUAUCUGCUGCAGAGACCUCACAUACAGGGUCUGUUAUGCACACACGAUUCUGUCGCCCAGAAAGACUACUACCCCCGACUGUCCGAAAUCCCCCUAGAAGUGGACGAGGACGAGGAAACAGUGAAAAUAGUACAGCUCGUCAAGGCGGACGAACCACUGAGCGGUGAUGGAGUUGAACCGAUUGUGGGGGCGACUAUCAAGUUGUGCGAAGUUACUGGAAAAAUCGUGAUAGCAAGAGUGAUGCACGGAGGAGCUGCUGACAGAUCCGGUCUCAUUCAUGUUGGCGAUGAAGUAGUCGAAGUCAACGGCAUAAGCGUCGAGGGAAAGACUCCGAAUUGUGUUCUCAAAAUUCUACAAAGCUCUGAAGGUGCUAUUACCUUCAAAAUAAUUCCAGCGGACAGUAAAGGAGGAAUGAGAGAGAGUAAGGUUCGUAUGAGGGCCCAUUUUUCCUACACAGCAGCUGAUGACCCUCAUAUUCCUUGCAAAGAGGCAGGUCUAGACUUCAACAAAGGUGACGUGCUCCAUAUAGUCACCCAGGACGACGCAUACUGGUGGCAGGCCCGUCGUGAAGGUGACAGAAACAUAAGGGCCGGCCUCAUCCCCAGCAGACCUCUCCAGGAGCGUCGAAUCAUUCUAGAGAGACAGCAGAAAGACAAGACUCAGGAUGAUGAAAGUCUCAGCUUGUGUUCUGUUCCAGUGCCUUUGCCCGCAUUGUGCCCCCGUCCCAGUACUUCUUCUUUGCACGCUUCGCCCACAAAGUGCAACUUGCAGGGAAUUAAAAUUAAAAAAAUCAUGUAUGACGCUGCAGAGAACGACGACUUUGAUCGGGAAGAGAUACCGACCUACGAGGAAGUGGCUAAACUCUAUCCAAGACCCGGUGUGUACCGUCCUAUUGUGUUGAUUGGACCACCAGGAGUCGGAAGGAACGAGCUCAAGAGGAGUCUCAUGGCUCUGGAUCCAGAUAAAUUCAAAACGCCUGUUCCAUACACAUCAAGGCCACCGCGACCUGGGGAGGAAGAUGGACAGGAGUACCAUUUCUGCACUCGUGAGAAAAUGAACGAGGAUAUUGAUUCCGGAAAGUUCAUCGAAUACGGAGAGUACAAGGGAAAUUUAUAUGGCACCAAAGCGGACACUGUUAUUUCUCUAGUAAACGCUGGCUUCGUCGUCAUUCUUAAUCCUCACUAUCAGGCCCUCAAAAUGCUCAGGUCACCGCAGCUGAAGCCUUACAUUAUUUACAUCAAACCUCCCCAAUUCGAAGCGCUGAAGGUGACGAGAAAUGAAGCGAGAGCGAGGUCUACAUUUGAUGAAGCCAAUUCCAGAGGAUUUACCGACGAUGAAUUCCAGGAGAUCCUACAUAGCGCCGCUCGAAUUGAGUUCCUGUACUCCCACCUAUUUGAUGAGGUAAUCGUAAAUGACGACUUGCCAAUGGCACUGGAGCAGUUGGUGUCAGCCAUCCACAGGGUGGAGUCAGAGCCCCUGUGGGUGCCGACCUUGUGGGUUCAGUGAAGCGUGGAGUUAAUUAAAUCGAGUGAAUGACAUGAUAGAAUUGACUGGCAUUUCGUUUUAUGAGUUUACGAUUAUCCACUGCAACUGUCAGGGUGACUCUUUAAUCAUUAUGUUUCAUGAACCGAAGAUUUAUUGUUAUAAUUUUCAUUACCUUCCAGUAAUCAGGCAGAAUGCCCCUUCAUCUACCUUCACUGCCAAAGAAAUGUAUGAAUAAUGUAGAAGAUAAUUCACCCAUUGCAACCAAAAACCACCAAAAUAAACAUAUAAUUUAUUAUUAUUCUGGACAAGAUUUAGACAGAUGGGAUGAUCAUGUUAAUUGUUGCCAAAUCAUUAUUAAUGAAUAAUUGAAAGAUUUUAUGAGAGAAAUUUUUUGUCACUGACGUAUCAAAAGCUCAGUCCGCAAAUUCAGACCGAACAAUCCCUCAGGAAAUUAUUAAAGCGGUGCAAGCUCUGCCCCAUCUUCAACACGAGCUAGAAUCAUUAAAAAUUUAACAACAAAGAUUUGUCAGUGAAAAUGAGAAACCUGAUUUUCUCAACAUAUUUUUUAUGAUAAUGAGGAUAAAGUGCCUGCAGGUGUUAUUUUAAAUCAAUUUUCAGCGACAUUUUUGCAUUUUGAGGGAUCAGUCGAAAAUGUUCCUCGAUAAGUGGGAAAUUCUCUCGACAAAUAGAAAAUUUAGACAGCAAUGUCACGAGAAUUUAUCGCACAAGAGAUAAAGAUGUAUAAAAUAUGUUUUGAAACACAAAGAAAACACCCGAAGGAAAUUCCUAUUUAUUUUUAUUUGUAAAUUUUUAUUUACCAUUUACUCUCACCUUCCCCUUUCUCCUAUAUUUUUUUUAUUCUCGUGUUUAGUCUUUCGAGAGUGGGCUGCACCUCCUUCGCUCUUUCCCCGGUUGGGGAGCCUCGCUUUUGACAUGUCUGUGACUACAAUUAGCAUUUGCAGAGAAAUAUUCAAUAACAAUUUGACGUAAUUGUUGCGUAAUGUUUCCUUAAACUCACGUAAUUUCUCCAGACAUUUAUUCAUUUACAUUUCAAAACACAAUUAUUCCUUUUUUUCUGGCAAGUCUCAUUGAAUAUUUCUCUCCGUGCGUCGACCGUGUUUCGCGGCCCCACGACAAAUUGUACUACGAACGUUAAAUAAUAAUAAAAUCGACUAUUUUCCCAAUGGUUUUGAUCAUGACUGAGGAGCAGUAAAAUUACAUUGCUGUCAAUGGAAAUCAAUGAUGAAUUAAUCAUGUUGAAAUUAUUGUCGUUAUAUUUGAUAGAUUCGCUCUUCGAUGUAAUCUCUCUGUAUAUGUUAAUAAAAUUUUAUGGUAUUAAUUGAAGACUUAGAUAACAAUAUUUAUAAUUUUAUUAUUAUUUUUGGAACUUUUAUUUAUAAUCAUUAGUAUCGUCAUCCAGCUCUGCGAUUUUUUCGCUGUCGUCGAUUUUUCUUUUUUGAUAAUAUCUCAUACGCCUGCUGAAUCUCCAUAAAUCUGUCUUGAGCAGAUCGUUUGGCAUCCUCAUCCCCCUUGACCUUAUCAGGGUGAUGUUCUUUGGACAGAGUUCGCCAUUUCGCUGUUAUUUCACUCUCUGAAGCUGUCGUAGACAAAUCCAGUACCUGUCAUGCACAAAUUCAUUUUUCAUCCCCUCAUUGAU